AUGAAGUCCCUCUACCUCUUCCUCACGUUAGUCACCCUCUCCUCCGCCAGAACCUUCCCCAAUGGCCGCAUCAUGAACGGGUACGAGGCCACUCCGGGUCAGUUCCCGCACCAGGCACUGCUGAACCUGUUCGCCCAAGGCAACACGCUGAUCUGCGGUGGAUCGCUGCUGUCCCACCGGUACGUCCUCACGAUCGCCCAGUGUCUGGUCCAGGCCGAGGAUGGGUUCGUCCUGUUGGGUGCCCACAAUCGACUCACGGAGGAGGCUCACCAGGUGCGGGUGGACGUUACGGCCGCGGACUUUGUGGUUCACGAGGGAUUCUUCCCGAUUUCGAUGCGGAACGAUAUUGGACUGGUGCGAUUGCCGGUUGAAGUCGCGUUCUCCGGGUAUGUUCAACCGGUGAAGUUGCCUCGUUGGUCGGAUGGGGACUUUGCUGGGGCGGUGGGGACCAUUGCGGGGUGGGGAACCACGGAGGAGCCGGCGACGGACUUUUCCGACGUGCUGAACUACGUGACCAAUCCGAUCUACAGCAAUGAACAGUGCCAGGCCGUGUUCUGGAUGCCGAUGCUGAUCGAAGAGGAGAACGUCUGUAUGUCCGGACAGGGUGGCAGGUCGGCUUGUAUUGGAGAUUUUGGAGGAGCUGUUACGGUGCAGGAUGGUGGGGACGUGAUUCAGAUCGGGGUGUUCUCGUUUGGACCGGCGUCGCACUGUUUGGACGGAAUUCCGAUCGUUUGCUCCAGGGUGAGCCACUACCUGGGGUGGAUCCAAGCGAAUUCGGAUGUGAUCAUUGAAGCUUGAAAAUGAAUAAA
Molecule: messenger RNA, 809 nt
Organism: Culex quinquefasciatus (southern house mosquito)
Lineage: Eukaryota; Metazoa; Arthropoda; Insecta; Diptera; Culicidae
Product: brachyurin-like
Exons: 1
Coding region: 1-798 (265 amino acids)
Biological process (GO): proteolysis
Molecular function (GO): serine-type endopeptidase activity
Source: RefSeq, a predicted model, not a curated record